Messenger RNA from Eucalyptus grandis, 2495 nucleotides. RefSeq lists its product as uncharacterized. Bases 166 to 2301 code for a protein of 711 amino acids. The record is from RefSeq and is a predicted model, not a curated record. The transcript has a single exon. NCBI's taxonomy places the organism in Eukaryota, Viridiplantae, Streptophyta, Magnoliopsida, Myrtales, Myrtaceae.
CAGAAGUCCAACCUAUCUGGGCCCGGUUUGAGGACGAGUCUUUUACACGACACAUUCAAGAAAGAAAUUCUUCAUUGCUGAUUUUGUUCUCUAUAUUGCAGACCCACCACGGAGUUCAGUCUGUGGGCGUGUGUAGAGAGAGAGAGAGAGAGAGAGAGCUGAACCAUGGCUAUUACUGCAUACAUCACUGACCAUGUUAAGAAGAUUUGGGAUGCAUGGAACCUGAGGGGAGCCAUUCUCCUUAGUCUCUGGCUCCAGGUCUUUCUGAUCUUGUUUGCAACCUUCAGAAAACGAGCAUCCAAGGCCGUGGUCGUCAUGCUAAUCUGGAUCACCUACUUGCUUGCCGAUUGGGCUGCUAGUUUUGCGGUCGGUCUCAUCUCCAAAAGUCAAGGCGACCAUCUGGGCCCCGACCAUUACGGGGACCUUCUCGCUUUCUGGGCUCCAUUUCUUCUGCUCCACCUUGGUGGUCCAGACACCAUAACCUCCUUCUCGCUUGAGGACAACGAGUUGUGGCUCAGGCACCUCCUCGGACUCAUAUUCCAGGUGAUUGCCGUGGCUUAUGUGUUCUAUCAGUCACUGCCUAACAAGUUAUGGAUGCCGAUUGUCCUGGUCUUCCUAUCGGGAAUCAUCAAGUAUGGCGAGAGGACUCGGGCGUUGUACCUUGCAAGCAGAAGCAGAUUCAGUUAUUCAAUGCACACGAAACCGGACCCUGGACCGAACUAUGCCAAACUGAUGGAGGAGUACUCCUCCAAGAAAGAGGCCAAUCUUCCGGCCGAAAUCAGAAUGAUCCCAGAGCGCGACAAAGAAUCCAGGACCCAGGACACCACAGUUAACUCUGGUAUGGAUGAUAUCGAGGUGGUUCAGGAGGCUCGCCGCUUUUUCGAAACCUUUAAGGGACUGUUUGUAGACAUUAUCUUCAGCUUCCGUGAGAGAAACACAAGCCGGGAAUUCUUCCAUAGGAGAAAUGCAGAGGAUACUCUCAGAUUGCUGGAGGUAGAACUCAACUUCUUUUACGAUGUCCUCUACACGAAGGUUGUGGUAGUGCAGGAUAAGUUUGGAUACUUUUGCCGCUUAAUCUGUUUCAGUUCAAUGGAGAUUGCUCUGGUGCUCUACUUUUUCAUGGACAAGGAUCGCUUCGGGAGAUUCAACGUUCAAGUUACCUAUACCUUGCUCCUUGGUGCUAUAGCCUUGGAAGUCUUAGCAGUCCUCCGAUUUAUCUUCUCCGACUGGACAGUUUCAGCAUUGAAGAACCCCGAGAAACACAGUGUUUUGGCCACAAUCUUGAGGAGUUACCUUUCUCUCAAGAAGUGUACCUGCCCUGACGAAGAAGAGGAGGCGAAGAUUGGAUUCUUGGCCGGGCUUAAGAGUUGCCUAUUCCGCAGGUGGUCGAAAUCUAUCUCAACGUACAACUUGAUUGAUUAUUCUAUCCGGGAACGCCCUCAGAAAAUUCAGACCUUCUGUGAUCGUGUUGGACACCCAUUCAGCAAGAUCGUUGAUCUGAUGGGCCUAAAGGAGCUUCUAGACCACAUGAGGUACUCAUCGAGGACCCCUUUUACUAAAGAACUAUGGUUAUUUAUCCAUCAGGAGCUGCGAGACAAAUCAGUGCUCGCUGACGAUAUGGGAUUUGCAAAGAGGAUAUAUUCAGCCAGAGGUGACUGGGUGCUUAACGAUCUUCAUUGGAGUAAGCUAUUGCCUUACGUUAAUGAUGUAGAGUACGAUGAGAGCCUUAUAUUGUGGCAUGUGGCUACAGAUCUCUUGUAUUCCACUACCACCAACACUGAGGAGAGCAAUGAUCGUCACAGAGGAUUUUCUAAAGAUCUCUCUGAUUAUAUGCUCUAUCUUCUUGUCGUGCAAUCUAAGAUGAUGUCUUCCGUUGUGGGUAUUGGACGAAUAAGAUUCCAAGACACUUGUGCUGAGGCCAAGAAGUUUUUGACCAGGAAGGAACUAUCAACCGGGAAAGAACAUGAAGAAGCCUCUAAGUGCAUUCUCGGGGUAAAAACAAGCGUGAGACCUGUCGAUGUAAAAGGAGAUAGAAGCAAGUCAGUGCUGUUCGAUGCGAGUAGGUUGGCUCAAGCUUUGAUGAUGUUCAAGGAGGAGAAAUGGAAGAUCAUCAGCAAAGUAUGGGUGGAGUUGCUGUCAUAUGCCGCGAGUCAUUGCAGAGCAACUGCUCAUGCUCAUCAACUGAGCAAAGGCGGGGAGCUCGUGACUUUUGUGUGGUUGUUGAUGGCCCAUUUUGGUCUGGGGGAGCAAUUUCAGAUCAGUGAGGGUCAUGCAAGAGCAAAGUUGAUUGUGAAGAAAUAGCUUACGCAGUCUCAUGUUCCUGGAUUCUACCAAUAAAAGAGAUUAAAUGUUUUACUUUAAAUUGCAGUAGAAAACAGAUGUGGUUCAUCUUGUGGGCUUAUCUCGUAGAAAAGUUCUGCUUCAUGUAAUCCUAUGACUGAAUGUAAUAAUUUUCUCUGGCCAAAAACAAAAUGUAGAAGUUUCUUCUGUUUGGA